Lytechinus pictus (painted urchin) is the source of this 5728-nucleotide messenger RNA. RefSeq lists its product as uncharacterized. Gene Ontology annotation, molecular function: nucleic acid binding; zinc ion binding. The transcript has a single exon. The coding region runs from base 2995 to 3948 and encodes 317 amino acids. The record is from RefSeq and is a predicted model, not a curated record. NCBI's taxonomy places the organism in Eukaryota, Metazoa, Echinodermata, Echinoidea, Temnopleuroida, Toxopneustidae.
CUUUUUCCUGUUAUUUUUUGCCGUAAUUAUAGAAAAGGCAUGUCCAAAAGCACAAGGGUUUUCAUAUUGUGACAAAAUUUAGGUUUAAUUCCUUGAUUUGUUUCAUAUUUAACCAUAUAAAUGUCCAUAAAUCACAAUGGCCUUUCCAAUUAUUUUUAAAAAAUCUUUCAUUGUUGUUGAUUUCCUUGAGAUCCCAAACCAUCAAUGGACAUUCAUGUUCUGCAUUGGAUAAAAAAAUACACUUGAAUGAAAUUUACUUGGGUUCUUUGGAUAUUCUGCUGAAGGGAAUAAAGUGAAUACUAUUAGUUAUUAUAUACCUCAUAUUAAGAUUCUUAUCACGGAUUGGUCAAAAGUACGUCAUGUGACCAGGUGUAGAUCCACCUAUUAUUAUCUGAUGGUUUUUACUUUCUAUCCAUUGAAAAGUAGGUCAAAUGAUCGAAUGGUGAAACCUGUGGAUAGUAGGGCAAAACCCUUGCACCAAGAUGAAACCCCUCCACACACAGUGCAUGUAGAAGACUUUUCUUUAUUUAUACUAGAUAUGGUCAAGGUCUAGAUAACUAUUUAUGGUCUAGACUAGAAGUUAGUAUUUUUAGCUGCAACAUUAUUAAUGAAGUAUAUAAAACAAACAUCGACUGCUCUAUAUUCGGAUGUUGGAAACAUCAUUCCCUCCGUGCUUUUCACACCGGCCCUUCUAUCACCUCUUGCCUUGGCCAAGGCCUCGAAGGGCUGGUAUGAAAAGCACAUCGGAGAGUGAAAUUUCCACCGAGCAUCCUCAUGAGCAGUCAAUAUUUGUGUACUCCCUGCUUGUUCAUGAAAUAUGGGCAAAUAUCUGCGGCUCCGGCCUCAUGGAAUAUGGCACUAGACCAUUGAUAUUUCUCGUAUUUCAUAACAAUAAGCAGGGGGGGUAACAAUUUUAUCUUUUUAAGUGUAGGUCUACAUAAAUUCUGUAGUAUAAUCUCAUUGGUAAAGUUACGAUGGAAACUUUUGUAUUUUUUCCAUGUUGUACGGACAUUGCCCUUUUCCAAUUUUCGAAAAUCGGUUAUAAUAUUCUUAUAUAGAGUCGGAUUUUUUUCUAAUUGGUGUACAGACACCUAUGACAACCUUAGUCACUGACUUGUAACAUUUGAAUGAGGAGAUACACAUUUUCUAAAGAUUUAAGGCCAUUUUAUUACAAGAUAUUCCCAAAAAUGAAUAAUUAAAAAAAAGGUUUUCACUGAGAGUGACCCGAAAAUGGCAAAAAUCUAAUUAUAUGGGCGAAAAAACUUAACUUUCCCAACAUUUUAGAUACCUGGCUAUAACUUUAAAGAAUUAAGGAAGAGUGCUAAUGAAUCUCAAUUUUCAGCAUUUUUUCAUGUUCUGGCAUGGAAUUGCCCAAUCCAUAUUUUUCAAACUUUGGUCGAUUUACACAAUUUAACACUUUUCUUCUUACAGCGGGCAAUCAACACGCCAAUGGAAAAGAGGAGGAAGAAAUAUUGACACUCGAACAUAUCGUGAGAUUCGUAACUGGAUUGUCCAACAAACCAGUGUGUGGGUGGCAGCCGCCACUGAGUGUAGCAUUUGUCAGACAGGACAUGUCAACAGUGGGCAUCAAGGCAUCCACCUGCUCCCAUGAAUUGCAUCUUCCUAUUCCUCAGAAUCAUACACAAUCGCUACCACCCAGGAAUGUUUUCUUUUCGCUAUUCUGCGCAUCCUUCCCUGAUGAGUUUUUUGGAAAGGAUUAAUCCUUGCACCAUCACAAUCCAGUCCGAAGAAAGCCCCUAAAAAAAUCCCCUCCCCAAGUAGGGAUUAUAGAUGCUGCCAAAACAUUCCAUGUUGAUAACUCAUUUUGAAUAUUUUGAUAGACAUGUAUUACAAAACAUAGUAAUACAGUAUAGUUUUAUGAAACCUAAUUUGUAACGUUUAUUGCAUUUCAAUAUGUUUUAAGCAUGCCUACUAUGAAUGGGCUUAGCGCUGAGAGGCAGCUUGCACAACCUUCUCUGAAUUCAUCUGAAUUUUACUAUAUUUCUUCUUAUUGGAUGAGUGUUCUUUUUCAAGUGUCAAAUUAUUAUGUGCCAUAGAUUCAACUAGACCAACAUUGAGCAUUUCUGGUGCUGUUUUGAUGAUCUUUUUUCAAAUUUGAUUUUUGGCUUUCUUACUGUGUGUACUAUUAGGUAAGGCAGACAUCUUAUCAUGUACUUCAUUCAAGGUAUGUAGUCAUUCAAGUAGUGUUUAAGAUCCUGACAUGAAUGGAAUGUUGGAGCAGCUAAAUGAUUACAAUGAAGCUGCACAGUCUACUAUUGUUGGUUAUAUUGUCAUUCAGUGUCUGUGACCAGAUCCUAAUUCUAAAGAGAUUAGGUUCAGUCUUUGUGGGAGCACUGAAUGGUUGUCAGGAGGGCAUGUGAAGUGCAAGUAUAUUGGAAAGCCUGUUAACUACUAUAGUAAUUCUUGUGCUACUGUAGCACCCCUUUGGUGUACUACAUAAUAUUUCCAGCUUAUGUAUGAUUUCUUUAUUUCAAACAUAUAUCUUGUUAGCUCUGAUAUGAAUUCUUAAGUAUCUUCAUCAUGUAUUACUUCUAUGUUUCAUUUCUUAAGAAUAUAAAAUAUAUAUUCUUCCUUCAAACUUGUAUCAAAUUCACAUACCUUCAGUGUAUGUGUUAUAAAUCAUAGGGUUUGCUGCUUGCAGACCCUAUAACACUCUUUUGUCUUUAUAUUAACCUGUCUGAGCUAAACAAUGGAUGCUCAGAUUACUUCAAGUUUAAUGGGCCUUUGUGCUCUAGACUUAAGACACCCUCUUUGUCUGAGAAGAAUUUCCCUCCAAAUUCUGUUUUGCACUCACCCCUAUAGUGGACUGAACUAGUCCAUUAUUUGUAUAGGUUAGUUUCAGAUUUUAAUAUUAUAUGUUUUAUUUUAUAAAUUUUGACAUAUAAUGAGAUGUCUUAUUUCAAGUAUUAUGUUUUAUAUUAUAUUGUUGCAUUUACAAAUACAUAAAUAUUUGUGGAGUUUAGUCAAGUAGAAAUGACCAUUCAGGGUCAUUCAGGAAGAACAGUUCAGAAUAUUGACUCCUCUCAAUCUCGCCUGCCCCGACUUGGCCUGUUUUCUGGCAAGGAGCCAGUCAAGCAGGGUGAGGUUGAUUGGGAGACAUUCUAUGAUGUGGCGAAAGAGAUUGCCGCUAUGCCCAGCCUAGACGAGCAAUCUAAACGCUGUGAGAUCGUAACUCGUCUUGUCCUGCCUGCCAAGGAUUUUGCUAAGCAGGUUGCAUCCACUGCACCCGCCCUAGAUUUGCUCUCCUUCUUGGAUAGCAUAUAUGGGAGGGUGCAAAAUAACAACCUGCUGUUGCAAGAGUUCAUGGGCAUGGUCCAGGACAAGCAGGAGAAACCUUCCGAUUUCCUUAAGCGCCUUCAACUCAAGGCCAGUAGGCUUGUAGAAAUUGGGGAGUUUUCUCCUGAGACUGCAGCCCAAAAGCUGCUUGAUAAGUUUAAGUUAGGCUGCCACGAUGAGUAUAUUAUCACCGUGACCAACCUACAUAACCAAAUUAUUGCACCCCCUUUUCCGAAAUUAAUCAGCAUAGUAAGAGAGGCCGAGGCAACAAGGAAUGCCAAAAUAGCCCAAUAUAAACCAAACCCAAAGUCAGCACAUAGUUAUGUACAACAAUUCGAGAAUAUGAACUUAUUUCACACAGGGAACCCAAAAGAGGCCCAAUCUAAGCAUGAUAAAUCACAGAAAAAUUCGAGCAAACAAGCAUCUGCCAAUAAACCUAAGUCUAAUAAUUCCACUACCCGUUCUAAAUCAGCCCCUCGAUGCCCAGUUCGGGUAUUAGUUUGUUUCAAGUGUGGGGACUUCGACCACAAGGAAACUGAUUGCCCAAACCCUCCCAAUGAGGAACGAAAAAAUCGGAAUCUCGCCCGUAGAAAAGAAAUCAUUGCUGCGUGGGAUUCAAUGAAUUCACACAACGACUCUCCAAACGAAUAGAGACCCCUGUUGUUGGGCGGCCGGGUGGUCAAAUUGAUGGUAAACAUCCUAAGAAUGUCCGUAUGUUUUCUAAUCAAGAAUUAUUUAGUGUAAGUAGUACAGUAGUCUACCUGCAGGCUUAGUUGGUGAGCCGUGUGAAACCAGUUGUGUAGUGGACAACAUUCCUACCACUUGUCUUUUAGACAGUGGAAGUGUUGUCACCACUAUACAAAGGGGUUUCUAUAACCAACAUUUGAGAGAUACUCAUCCAUUAGAGAAGCUUUCAAAUACCUCUCUACGUAUUGAGGGUGCGAAUGGACAGCCAGUCCUAUAUGACGGUUUUAAAUUUGUCCCAAUCACCCUUCCAAAAGAGGUUGCUGGGAUAGAAACCUCUGUAGAUGUGUUAGCCAUUAUUGUUUCUAGUCAGACAUCUUGCCCUUCCCCUAUGUCAUAGGUACCAAUGUGUUCAAAGGCCUUGCCAAGGCCUGUAGAGCACAUCUGGGUUCUCGGCUCUUAUCCAGUAAGGAUAUUUCACCUGCAGUAUAUGCUUGCUAUCAGAAGGCGAUUCAUGAGGAGAAGAUGGGUGAUCCCAUCACUGGUCAAGUAGGCAAGGUGCGGUGCAGGUUGCCCCACCCUAUUACACUUGAGCCAUCUCAGAUGCUUGAGGUAAAUGGCUUUCUAUAUACCUCUUUGCCUAAGGGCAAGCAUGAUGUUCUAAUACAUGAGGUGGAGGGUAUACCAGGACUCCAGGUGGUGAAUUCCAUUAAUAAGGUACGAGGGAAGAAGGCCAAUGUGAGACUUACCGUCGGUAAUAGUUCUCAUGCACCUAUCACAAUCCACAAUAAGCAGACAAUUGCUAUUGCCUGUACAUUUAUGUGGAGUAGGUCAGUUUCUCAGGUGUGCGAUAAUUUGAAGCAAAUGUUUACUGCUAAGGCUGAAGAAUCACAACCCAAUGUGACUGUGCCUUGCUAUUUCACAUCAUCACCUCAGAAUGUAAAUGAUGAUGAUGAAGAUAGCACUUCUGAUUAUGACAUUGGGAUGUUCCACAAGAAUUUGCAAAUUCACUGAGGCAGCAAUUAGAUCAGUUAGAUGGUUUGUUUUCUAAACAUGACCUUGACCUUGGUUGUGCUCAGGGCGUGGAGCACAGUAUCAACCUAUCUGACAAGACUCGGUGGAAUGCACGAGCACGUCCCAUUCCACAGAGCAUAUCAUAAUCCUAUCAUAAUCCUGUUAAUCAUGUAUAUGUAUAUAUAUAUAUUAUAUGUGACCAGCCACCCCAAAACCAACAAUAAAUCGCCCAAAGUGAAUUUUGAGAUUUUAAUCUAGUUUGAAAAAGCACAGCCAUAGCUUUAAAAUGAUAUAUAAUUUGUCUAAAUUGAUCAACAAUAACCCACUCAAAUACUUGAUUGAAUGCAGAAGAAACAAAGCAUGAGCUUCAGAAAAAAAAGGAGAAAAUGUUUGAAGAUUGCGUUCACUCAAGCAUGAGAUGUGCACACUGCAAUUUCAAUUAAACUUCCAAGCAGUCCACAAAAACUAGUGUCAAAGAAACUCUUGUACCUUGUCUUCUAAUCGAGUUUACAAUUUGAAACUUUUACAGCAUAAAGAGUAUACUUCUUCAAAUAAGCUAAUUUUAAAAUUUUGGCUUUUUGAAGAACAAUUUACUAUUUUGACUAUUACACAGAACCUUCUCUGGCGACUUAUUGGUGGUUUGGGGGUAGCUGGUUACAUAUAAUGUAAAUAUGCUUUAUUAAUAAUAAAGGAAUAAUUAUUUUUUCCCUUCAAAUCAAGAUAGUGUACAAAA